GAUUUGGCUGUUAUAUACCAACACCAUUAAUCCUUUCUAUCUUCUCUUUGUAAUUUCAACGAAUAUGUUCUUGCAUUGCUGAUCUGAAUUCUGAGUUUUCUCUAACUUUUUCUUCGAGAUCUUGGGGUUUUCGUUGAUGGUGAGUUGGCUCUCUAUUCAAUUCGCAUUUUCCCCAAUUUUCGAUCCAGUUCUUACAAGAAGUGAUUAGAGAUAGGAAGCGUAUGAACAAAACGUAGAUCAUACUGGUUGACAUGAACGAACCUUUUCAAGUCUGUCGAAUCAUUACUCUACUGUAACUAGAUCAGAAUUAUACAAAUUGUAGAUAAAAGCAGCGACUUUUAGAUGAUAACAGUUGGUUGCAGCUUGUAGAGGCUGCAUCUAAGCAUGUUGAUUGCUUUCGAGUUGAUGCUUAAUCAUCCUAACAGUAAAAAAUGGGGUUUCUACGACACUUUUCAUAGUUUUUUACACCUAAUAACUAAUGGUAGUCUACAAGCAACCGAAGAACACUGUUUUAACAGUGUAGAAGCCUCUUUUUGGACCUCGGAAGUCCAUUGACAAAUUCAUUAAUUACUUGCUUCAGUGUCAAUAAUGGAAAGAUAUAAAAGUGUAGAAGAGAUUGGAGAUGGAACUUGUGGAACUGUAUAUAAAGCCAUCAACCUUGAGACAUCUGAAAUUGUUGCAGUCAAGAAGAUGAAGAGAAAGUAUUAUGUUUGGGAAGAAUGUAUGAAUUUACGCGAAGUUAAGUCCCUCCGGAAAUUGAAUCAUCCAAACAUCAUAAAGCUGAAGGAGAUUGUGAGAGAGAAUAACGAGCUAUUCUUCAUAUUUGAAUACAUGGAACAUAAUUUGUACGACAUAAUGAGGGAACGCGAAAGGCCAUUCACAGAGGAAGAGGUUAGGGGUUUGAUGACUCAGCUUCUUCAAGGACUUGUACAUAUGCAUAGAAGUGAAUAUUUUCAUCGGGACCUAAAACCUGAGAAUUUAUUGGUGACAAACAAUACUAUAAAGAUUGCUGAUUUUGGCCUGGCUAGAGAAGUGUCAUCUGAACCUCCUUUUACUGAUUAUGUUUCUACUCGCUGGUAUCGAGCACCAGAAGUCCUGUUGCAAUCUUCUUCAUACACUCCUGCCAUAGAUAUGUGGGCAGUUGGUGCAAUACUUGCUGAACUUUUCACUUUGUGCCCGUUGUUUCCUGGGGAAAGUGAAAUAGAUCAGUUGUACAAGAUAUGCUGUGUUCUUGGCACACCUGAUUGGACCCUUUUUCCGGAAGCAAGGAAUGUUGCAAGGUUAAUGAAUAUCAGUUAUUCAAUGAUUAUGCCUGCAAAUCUUGCUGACCUUAUCCCAAAUGCAAGCUCCGAAGCUAUUAAUUUGAUCAAGCAAUUGUGCUCGUGGGACCCACUAAGGAGGCCGACAGCAGAGCAGUGCUUACAACAUCCGUUUUUCUAUGCUAACACGUGGGUCCCGCGUCCACUUGGCGAUCCACAUCAGCUGAAGACGGACAACACAGGAUCACAACCAAAUCUUGAAUUAAAUCUGUGGGAUUUCAGCCGUAAAAGUACAGCAGAGGAUUGUUUUCUAGGUUUGACCCUGGCAGUCAACCCUAGUGUUUCCAAUAUCGAAAUGGUCCACAAGACUCGAAGCACAAAACAAGAUCUUCUGUUCUGCUCAGAUUAUGAGGAUGAAUCACAAUAUGCUGUUUUUUGGUCUCUUUUCCCCCCUGAUCACCCACCAGUGGAAUCUUCCUUGUCAUUAGCAUUCAGCAGUGGAAUUCCUCACUCUACAAUGGGAAUGGGAGGUGGUGAAUCUGGUGGAUUCAGAAUGGCAUCGCUGCAGCCUAAUUUCUUGACCAUGUCCUCUCAUUUCCAGCAGCACCAGGGUCACUGUCGUUGACUUUGUCUUGUCUUAUUAAGACGUUUCUGUAGCAUUUUUGUUUUUGUUUUUGUUUAUAACCAACCAGUGAACAUAUAUACAGUCGGACCAUAAAACCACACAUUGAUUUGUCCCCAA
Messenger RNA from Lactuca sativa (garden lettuce), 2001 nucleotides. RefSeq names its product Protein kinase superfamily protein (gene MHK). The record is from RefSeq and is a predicted model, not a curated record. Gene Ontology annotation, biological process: protein phosphorylation. Lineage: Eukaryota; Viridiplantae; Streptophyta; Magnoliopsida; Asterales; Asteraceae. Gene Ontology annotation, molecular function: ATP binding; protein kinase activity.